This is a messenger RNA of Salvia miltiorrhiza (redroot sage), 1674 nucleotides long. RefSeq names its product bifunctional pinoresinol-lariciresinol reductase-like. Gene Ontology annotation, molecular function: oxidoreductase activity. Lineage: Eukaryota; Viridiplantae; Streptophyta; Magnoliopsida; Lamiales; Lamiaceae. The transcript has 4 exons. The record is from RefSeq and is a predicted model, not a curated record. The coding region runs from base 586 to 1524 and encodes 312 amino acids.
AGAUGAGAAGUGAUUUCAUUUUUAAUGAAAUUGAUCCGAUUAUCACUAAGAUUGUGGAAGGCAUGAAUGUUACUUCUUGGAAAUGGUUAUGUGCAUAUUUUCCUGGCUCAUUUUGCUAGCUAUUCCAUUAACGAUUGGUGCCUACACCCAAAGAGACUGUAUUUCUUUUAAGUUGUAACUUUAUUGUUCUUGGUUGUGAGCUUGUACUAUAUAUGUAAGGGUUGAGAUUGUUAUGAUUAAUGAUACUCAUCAAGUGUUUGAAUUAAUUAAAAAGAAUACGAUAUAUUUGUUGUUGCUAUAAGAAUAUGGUUAUCAAUAUUUUUUUAUCUAUUUUUAGUAAACUUAGCCUAAAGAUCAAAUUACUAAUAUUUAGGGUUAGAGACGAAAAUCUAUAGCUCGAGAUAAAUUUAUAACUUGAUACUCGCACCUCAAAAUCCUUCUAUUCGAAGCUAAAAGAAAUAAUAUAAUUUUGAAUUAUUGGGUAGCGUAAAAGAAUUGGGGUGUGAGAAUUGGUAUAAAUAUGUAUGAGCGAUGAGAUACAUAUAUACAAGUGUGUGUGUGUGAGAGAGAGAGAUAGAGAGAGAGAUGGGAAAAAGCAAAGUGCUUAUCAUAGGGGGGACUGGUUAUCUGGGAAAGAGACUGGUGAAAGCAAGUUUGCGCGAAGGCCAUGAAACAUUCGUUCUGAGCAGACGCGAGAUUGGUGUGGACAUAGACAAAGUAGAGAUGCUGAUAUCCUUCAAAAUGCUAGGAGCACACCUCGUCCCCGCCUCCUUGGCCGACCACGCCAGCCUCGUCGACGCCGUCAAGCUCGUCGACGUCGUCAUUUGCGCUCUUUCCGGCGUCCACAUUCGGAGCAGCACCAUCAUGCUGCAGCUCAACCUUGUUCAAGCAAUCAAGGAAGCUGGAAAUGUCAAGAGGUUUGUGCCGUCGGAGUUCGGAACAGAUCCGGCGAGAAUGGAGAAUGCGACGGAACCGGGAAAAGUGCUGUUUGAGGAGAAAAUGAUGGUGAGGAAAGCCAUUGAAGAAGCUGGGAUUCCAUACACGUAUGUUUCUGCAAAUUGUUUCGCGGGCUAUUUUGUUGGAGGUCUUUGUCAAUUUGGGAAAAUCCUUCCUUCAAGAGACUCUGUACUCAUACAUGGAGAUGGCAAUAAAAAAGCAAUAUAUGUAGCUGAGGAUGACAUAGCAAGCUACACCAUAAAGACAAUCGAUGAUCCAAGAACGCUUAAUAAGACGUUGUAUAUUAAGCCUCCCAAAAACAUUCUUUCACAGAGGGAAGUUGUGCACAUGUGGGAGAAGCUCAUUGGAAAACAAUUACACAAGACUACAAUCUCCAAGGAAGACUUCUUAGCUUCCAUGAAAGAUCUUGAUUAUGGACAGCAAGUUGGAUUAGGGCAUUACCACGACGUAUUGUAUGAAGGAUGCCUUACGAAUUUCGAAAUAGGAAAUGAAGGAGAAGAAGCUUCUCAGCUCUAUCCCGACCUCCAUUAUACUACAGUGGAAGACUAUCUUAAACGUUAUGUUUAAUUUUAUUCUGAAAUACACUAACGUGUUACUUAUAUGCAAUAAAUUAUACUUGUAUUUUAUCUAAGAAUUAAUGAAGUCACCCUCAUCAAACAACCAAUGUGUUCAGUAAAGAAAACAAGUUUUAUUUUUUAUGACAAGGAAAAGUUCAUU